This is a messenger RNA of Fusarium falciforme, 885 nucleotides long. RefSeq names its product HET domain-containing protein. Bases 1 to 885 code for a protein of 294 amino acids. Lineage: Eukaryota; Fungi; Ascomycota; Sordariomycetes; Hypocreales; Nectriaceae. The transcript has 2 exons. The record is from RefSeq and is a predicted model, not a curated record.
AUGUCUCGCUGGCAUAAGUCGUCGUGCCACAGCCCGAGAGUGUCUGUUGAAGACGGACUGCCACACUGUCAAUCUUGCGAUAGUAGCCCAAACAUCCAAAAACUCGUCUCGGAACAAGCAGGCCUCAGCCCGCCUUGGAGUGUCCCUCCCGAUGAGAAGUUUGGCGAGAUGAAUCUAUCUUGGCCGGAAUCGGUUCUGUAUAGUCCCCAGACCCAAGAUACUGCAAUGACGGAUACCAGGGAAGCCAAUAAGGCUGAUGACCUGGGACGGCAGGAUGAACAGUCCCCCAUCUACAACAAGAAGCUCCAAGACGGCCAGUUCCGACUCCUUUAUCUUCCCGCUGUUGAUGAUGAGAGCUGCCCUAUCCAUGCCAGUCUUGAGGCUUAUCAGACCAAUGAUUGCCCUGAAUACGAAACGGUCUCAUACUGCUGGGGAGGCGAAAAUGACGAUACAACGCUCUGCAAACCCGUAUUUCUUGGUGAUUAUUGGGACAUUCUCCUGCAAACCAAUAAUUGCUGGUCGAUGCUUCGCUACAUUCGUCCCCGAGUCGGAGUCCGUGUCGUCUGGGUAGACGCCAUCUGUAUCCAUCAGAAGGAUCACCGGGAACGCGAGAGCCAGGUUGCCAUAAUGGGUAGCAUCUAUCAACAGUGUUUGAGGGUAAUGGUCUAUCUUGGGCAAGACGUGGUUCGCCCCAAAAGUACCGACAACAGAGCUUAUCCCGCGCGACGUGACCUGAACACAGAAUCAGUUUCGGCCAUUGGCCUGCAUCAGUUGCUCAAGAUGAGAUAUUUUCAGCGCGUUUGGGUCAUCCAAGAGCUUAUCCUAGCGCCCAUGGUUGUCAUACCAACGGCCUACAGCUUCUCGCGAGGGGGUGGCUUGGCAUGA